AUGUAUAUCUUGGAACGAAAAAUUAAGAUAAUAGUACUUAUUAAAAUUGUUGUGUUUAUCUUUUUAACAAGGAUUUGUCAUAUUAAGAGUGAUGUAAGGCCGUUUAGCAAGUCUAUGAAUGAGCACUUCGAACUUGAUAAAAAAUCAGGAACCAGAAAUUAUCGAUUACUAGCAAAAUAUAAACAGGAUAAAUAUUCAAAUGCCUUAGGUUUAAAAGAGGAAAUGACAAAUAAUGGAAUGAAGAAAAAAAAAGAUAUAUCUAAUAAUAUGGAAGGAUACACUGGAAAAAGAAAACAUUCAAAUGGAAUUCCAUCAGAAUUUAAAGGAAACUGUAAAUCAUAUAUGAAAAAAAACAAGUGUAUGUUUGAAACAAAAAAUUAUUCCUACUUUGAAAAAAAAAUAUUCAAAGAAAUGGAUUUUAUGGAUUUUCUUAAAAACAACAAGACAAUUAGUAAUAAGUCUUACGGAAAAGUAAUACGUAAAAAAUGCGUACUACUAUUUGUUUUACCUUUAUUAAUGUUCUUUUUGUUAUCAGUACUGCCCAUAGUAGAUUUAUCGUGGGGUUUGAUAGAUGGAAAUAAAGGGUUGUGGGAUGCAAUAGGAUUUUCGAAAAUUUUGAAAGAAUGUGGAAAAAGUGGGUGGUUGAAGGCAGUAUAUGGGUCGCUGAAAGAAGCAAAAGAGUUUUGGAGAUCCAUUGGAGACGCGUCUGAAAAUAUCAGUGAAUUGAAUGUAUUAGGAAGAUUAUUUAGAAUCCUAAUAUAUGGCUUACCGUUUUUAAUAUUAGGUAUAACAUUUAUAUCAAGGAUUGUUUAUUAUCAUAAAAAAGUUAAAAAAUAUGAAAGAAUAAAGUUCAGACAAAGAUAA
This is a messenger RNA of Plasmodium malariae, 864 nucleotides long. Its product is annotated as fam-l protein. Lineage: Eukaryota; Apicomplexa; Aconoidasida; Haemosporida; Plasmodiidae. The record is from RefSeq and is a predicted model, not a curated record. The transcript is spliced from 2 exons. Bases 1 to 864 code for a protein of 287 amino acids.